Molecule: messenger RNA, 459 nt
Organism: Ilex paraguariensis (yerba mate)
Lineage: Eukaryota; Viridiplantae; Streptophyta; Magnoliopsida; Aquifoliales; Aquifoliaceae
Source: the annotation of a GenBank genome assembly
AUGUGGAUGAUUGAGCUUCGCUGCGAAAAGCCGUGGGAGAAAAAGAAAACAAACCAGAAGUCUUUCUUUGUUGUGGCCCAUGUAGGGUGGUUUGCUGGAGAACAUCAGUGGAGUCUAUUUAUCCCACUCUUUCAGAAAGCAUCAACUCUGCUUACUAAAUUUAUGCUUGAGGACAAGAUCAAUAGUGUUGAUUUGAUACGUGGGAUAAAGAAGCGGAUCAUGUUGAAGAGCCCUAGGGUUCAGUACUUGGCUUUGGUGUUGCUUGAGACUGUUGUUAAGAAUUGUGAGAAAGCAUUUUCGGAGGUUGCAGCCAAGAGGGUGCUUGAUGUGAUGGUGAAGCUGAUUGAUGAUCCUCAAACUGUUGUUAAUAAUCGGAACAAGGCUCUGAUGAUGAUGGAAGCAUGGGGGGAGUCUUCUAAUGGGCAAAAACACCCAUUCUGCCAAUAUUUCAAGGAUUAA